Messenger RNA from Kluyveromyces marxianus DMKU3-1042, 1734 nucleotides. It is a transcript of the gene FAR8, whose product is annotated as Far8p. The record is from RefSeq and is a predicted model, not a curated record. NCBI's taxonomy places the organism in Eukaryota, Fungi, Ascomycota, Saccharomycetes, Saccharomycetales, Saccharomycetaceae. Bases 1 to 1734 code for a protein of 577 amino acids. The transcript has a single exon. Gene Ontology annotation, molecular function: protein binding.
AUGAAUUCGCCUUCUGCGCACUAUACGCUGCCCGGCGUAAUGCAUUAUUUGCAGACUGAAUAUACCAAAAAUGAGAGGGAUAGAAUCAAUUGGGAGCUAGAGCGGUGCGAGAUGAAGUCUAGAAUUGCAAAGCUGGAGGGCGAAAACCGGGAUUUACGUACCGAGUUGGCGAAACUGGAAACCAAGUUGCAAAGUCUUGAUUCUAAUAACGAUAACGCGAUCGGUGAACCUGAGAAGUGCGUUCCAGCCGAAUCGUGGGAGCAGGAGCAGGAACUCCUAGAUUCGAAACUAUCAGUGCAAGAAAACAUCAAGGAGAUAGUGUAUUUGUUAAAGAGCCCACCGGUAAUGGAGCAGUUGGAUUCUUGGAACAACAAGGAAGAUCCAGUCAAACGAUUGGAAGCGUUAAACUUGUUUAACAACAAGGGCGGCGAGAACGGCGAGAACGGUUCAAAUCUAGCCAACGGUAAUCAUGGUGGAGAACUUAACGGUAACGGCAACAACAACGACAAAUCUAAUGACAGCGCUAGCGGAAACACCGCUGACUUCAAUACUGCUGGUAGUGGUAGUUGCAGUACCGGCGGCAAUGACUCCUCUGGAAAUGCCAAGACCUCCAAUGAUGGUGAAAAUGACAGCAGCAUACUAUUCAGUAGGGACUGGAGCGAUGUUCCGAACUCAAAUAUGAGCUCACUGGGGGAUAAUUCUGAUGCUGAAACAGUGGUCAACACAAGGAGAUCCAGGUCCUCGUCAUUGUUUUCAACAGGAUCCAAUGAAGCAAUUACUUUCCACACAUACCGUUUCUUGCAGUAUCAUUUGUCUGCUAUCAGUGGGUUGAAAGCAAUGGGUAAUAACUUGCUUUCCUUUGGAUCGGAUGGUCUUCUCAAACAUUGGUUGAUUGAACCCAACCUCAACUCUAAUGAGAAAGCGACUAAAGCCUUUCAUAGCGUUCCAAAUCUACUGGGAAUAUUCUGGUUGAAUAAAACAAGAUUCAUGACGGUAGAUGAAAUGUCUGUCAAGCUUUGGAAUAUUGACCAAAGCGAACCCCUUGUGUCUUGGGAUGCUCUAAAGGAUCUCGUGGACUUACAAUCCGUGGACUUCAAAAAUGGUUGGCUAAUAUUAACCUUUGUCAAUGAAAUAAAGGUAUGGGAAAUCAAGGUGGGAGAGGCAAGUAUCGAAAAACUAAAUGAGUAUAUAAUAUCGGUGCCUAACAAAAUUCUCAACUGUCUGCUUGGACUCACAGAGAAAAGUUUAAUAAUACUAAAUGGUGACUCAAAACAUAACGUUAAAGUGUCCAUAUUUGAAUUCCAAGGAUCAUUACUACAACAAAUUGACUUAUCACACACUCUAUCUCAAUUCCACGCCACAAACAAUGAACUAGCCCUAAACAGAUCUACUUCCAAGUUACUAAUUAGAUUUGAAUCUGAAACCUUAAUAUACUCCUUUGAUCAAAAGAAAACCAUUCUCGUGUUUUCAACUCCUCAGCCUGCUGUUUCAUCUAUAUUCUUGAAUGACCUUGACUAUACUGCCACUGCCUUGAAGGAUGGCACCAUCAUAGUCAAGUCUAUAAAGGAAGGUGGAAAGCAAGUUAAAAUAUACAAUCAUUAUGAACACCCCGAAAAGACUCCAGCAGGUGUGCAACCAAUCACUAUUUCAUCGACGGUAAUAGAUAAAACUCCAGUAAUAAUUUCCGGUGGUUACAAUGGUGUGAUAAGAUUGGAAAAGGUCAUGAACUUAUGA